AAAACAUGGACCCACAUGUUUGACGCGUGAAAAUUUCACCGUGUCUCACUCAGCGGCGAAAGCUCCGAUGAGCAGGUAAAAUGGCCAGCGAGCUGUCAGAAGGGAAAAGUCCGACGUCGUCGAUGGCUGAGGAGGAAGCGAUGGACAUCACUGUGACCACGCAGCUGGAGAACCUCAACGUCACCCCUGAGGAGAUCACACCCGCAGUUACACACAAGCAUCUGGAUGGAGAGACAAACGACGCACACACGGGUGAAACGGCAGCAACGCCCUCUGAGGACGACGUGUGCACUGUGGAAACGGCGUCGGGUGAAGGGGACGGGUUCUGUGUAGGAAAGGACCCCAAACAUGACAGCAGCUCAGAGGAUUCAGACAGCGAUAGCUCCUCUUCCUCCUCCUCCUCCUCUCCCGCUCCGUUUGCUCCUGUGCUGGAAGAGGAAGAUGACGAUGAAGGUUUCAGCCAACCAGCUCUUAAAACACGAGACGAGGUCCUGCCGGAGGAGCUGCCAGCAGUUGAGGAGGUGUGUGUGUCUUUACCGGAAGAUGCAGAGCUCCAGCCAGUAGGAACAGUGUCCAGCAUCAUACAGAAACUUGUUAUCGUCCAGUCUUUGAGAGGCACGCCGCCGUUGACGGACGACAGCUUCAUCUUCGACUCCGACAGGCAGGCUAUGGGGAAGGUGUUUGAGGUGUUUGGUCCGGUUUCAUCACCGUUGUAUGUUUUGCGAUUCAACUCCGUGGAGCAGAUUAGCAACAAGGGCUUAACAGUUGGACAGAGUGUUUUCUAUACGCCCUCUAAUAAAGAGUACACUGGAUAUAUACUUACACAACAGCUUAAAAUGUUAAAAGGAUCUGAUGCAUCUUGGAAGAAUGACCAAGAACCACCUCUAGAGGCUUUAGAUUACAGCGAUGAUGAGUUGGAGCAGCAAGCUAAGAGGAAGAAGAAGCUGAAAGCCAAGAAGAAGGACACAAACGGCACGGAUAAUGCCGCGGAUAUUACCCACGAUGCUUCAUUCCCACAACAUGACGCCAAGGGUCCUCAGCAAAGACAGGCGGGCCCCCACUUCCGACAUCUGAAUCCGAAACACGUACGCGCGCCGUUCCACCACGCCCACCACAGACCUCCGCGGCACGCUCCACCCGUAUACCUGCCUCCCCCCUGCCCUUACCCCCCGCACCCUCCCCCUUUCCCGCCCCCUGCCUUCCCGCUCUACCCUCCCCCUCCCCUUCCCCCUUUCUCACACCCCCCCAUGGCCUCCCCCCCCUGGCCCCCCCACUCCGUUCCCCCUCCCCUCCAUUUCUCUCACUUACCCCCGCCUCCUCCCCCCCCUCCCCCACCCUCGUCUCGGUAAAGGCCAACACGCAUUCGAAUCCC
Molecule: messenger RNA, 1372 nt
Organism: Lampris incognitus (smalleye Pacific opah)
Lineage: Eukaryota; Metazoa; Chordata; Actinopteri; Lampriformes; Lampridae
Product: H/ACA ribonucleoprotein complex non-core subunit NAF1-like
Exons: 9
Coding region: 81-1349 (422 amino acids)
Biological process (GO): pseudouridine synthesis; box H/ACA snoRNP assembly; ribosome biogenesis
Cellular component (GO): sno(s)RNA-containing ribonucleoprotein complex
Molecular function (GO): RNA binding
Source: RefSeq, a predicted model, not a curated record